AUGUCAUUUUCAGGUGAAAAGCCUCACGUAUGUAUGGUAUGCGGCAAGGGCUUCAGCACAUCCUCCUCCCUCAAUACUCACAGACGGAUCCACAGUGGAGAGAAGCCUCACCAAUGUCCUGUCUGCUUGAAACGGUUCACGGCGUCGAGUAACCUUUAUUACCAUCGGAUGACGCACAUCAAGGACAAACCUCAUAAGUGCAACCUAUGCAGCAAAUCUUUCCCCACACCAGGCGAUCUCCGAUCUCACAUGUAUGUCCACAGCGGCUCAUGGCCCUUCAAAUGUCACAUCUGUAGUAGGGGCUUUUCCAAACACACGAAUCUCAAGAACCAUCUCUUCUUGCAUACUGGUAAGUACUACUAUGAACCAUAA
Messenger RNA from Acanthoscelides obtectus, 372 nucleotides. The record is from the annotation of a GenBank genome assembly. NCBI's taxonomy places the organism in Eukaryota, Metazoa, Arthropoda, Insecta, Coleoptera, Chrysomelidae.